AAUUACUCCGGUAAAACUCACUCUUCUUCAUUCGUCUUCUCCACCAUGGAAGGUGUGGCUAUGAAACUCCCGUCGUUCAAAUCUCUCUCCCCUAACGCAAUCUCUAUCGGACACCGAAGCUUCUCCCGUGUUCGUCGCUCCUCUUCGCUAUCCGUCUGUUCCGCCGCCUCUUCCUCCGCCACCAUCUCCACUGAUUCCGAAUCCGUCUCUCUAGGCCAUCGCGUUCGAAACGAUUUCCGAAUUCUUCACCAGGAAGUGAAUGGGUCAAAGCUUGUGUACUUAGACAGUGCUGCAACUUCUCAGAAGCCGGCAGCUGUAUUGGACGCCUUGCAGAAUUACUAUGAGUUCUAUAAUUCAAACGUUCAUCGAGGAAUUCACUAUUUAAGUGCCAAGGCUACAGAUGAAUUUGAGUUGGCUAGGAAAAAAGUUGCUCGUUUCAUCAAUGCUUCUGAUAGUAGAGAGAUUGUUUUCACAAGGAAUGCAACUGAAGCCAUCAAUCUUGUAGCUUAUUCAUGGGGUCUUUCUAAUCUUAAACCAGGAGACGAGGUUAUACUUACAGUGGCCGAACAUCAUAGUUGCAUUGUUCCUUGGCAAAUAGUAUCUCAAAAAACUGGAGCAGUUCUAAAGUUUGUUACUUUGAAUGAGGAUGAAGUCCCGGACAUAGAAAAGUUGAGAGAAAUGAUUUCUCCCAAGACAAAGCUCGUGGCUGUUCAUCAUGUUUCUAAUGUUCUUGCAUCUUCUCUUCCUAUUGAAGAGAUUGUGGUCUGGGCACACAAUGUUGGAGCGAAAGUUCUUGUGGAUGCUUGUCAAAGUGUUCCUCACAUGGUAGUUGAUGUCCAGAAGCUAAAUGCUGAUUUCCUAGUUGCGUCUUCUCAUAAGAUGUGUGGACCUACAGGCAUUGGGUUCUUAUAUGGUAAGAGUGAUCUUCUACAUUCCAUGCCUCCAUUCUUAGGUGGCGGAGAAAUGAUCUCAGAUGUAUUUCUUGACCAUUCAACUUAUGCGGAACCUCCAUCCAGAUUUGAAGCUGGAACACCUGCAAUAGGAGAAGCAAUUGCCCUUGGAGCAGCAGUUGAUUACUUGUCAGGAAUUGGCAUGCCUAAAAUCCAUGAAUAUGAGGUAGAGCUUGGUAAGUAUUUGUACGAGAAAUUGUCUUCCCUGCCUGAUGUCCGGAUAUACGGGCCCAGACCUUCUGAAAGUGUUCACAGGGGUGCUCUUUGUUCCUUCAAUGUGGAGGGCUUGCACCCAACUGAUUUGGCAACCUUUCUUGAUCAACAGCAUGGAGUUGCCAUAAGGUCAGGACACCACUGCGCACAGCCACUCCACCGGUAUCUUGGAGUGAAUGCAAGUGCACGCGCCAGCCUCUACUUUUACAACACGAAGGAGGACGUUGACUCCUUCGUUGUUGCGCUUGCAGACACUGUGAGCUUCUUCAAUUCUUUCAAAUAAGUGGAACACCUACCUGCUGGAUCUCUGGGCUGGUUUGUAUGGUAUAUUGCUUCAAAGGCUAUUAAUGUCUGCUUUUAUAUGAUCAAUGGGAGUGGAUUUUGGUUCUUCAAGUCCCAAGGGCCAUUUGUGUUGUAGUUAGCACUUGUAUGAAAAAAUAGACGAGCAAUAGUCAU
Messenger RNA from Arabidopsis arenosa, 1619 nucleotides. NCBI's taxonomy places the organism in Eukaryota, Viridiplantae, Streptophyta, Magnoliopsida, Brassicales, Brassicaceae. The record is from the annotation of a GenBank genome assembly.